AUGAGCCACGAGUCCCAAACAGAGACUCACAGGGAUCCUUCUCAGCCCAAACAGAGACUCACAGGGAUCCUUCUCAGCCCAAACAAUGACUCACAGGGAUCCUUCUCAGCCCAAACAGUGACUCACAGGGAUCCUUCUCAGCCCAAACAGAGACUCACAGGGAUCCUUCUCAGCCCAAACAGUGACUCACAGGGAUCCUUCUCAGCCCAAACAGUGACUCACAGGGAUCCUUCUCAGCCCAAACAGAGACUCACAGGGAUCCUUCUCAGCCCAAACAGAGACUCACAGGGAUCCUUCUCAGCCCAAACAAUGACUCACAGGGAUCCUUCUCAGCCCAAACAGGAAUGCGAGGACCUGCAGGUUUUGAUGGAGAGCCAGGAGUUCCAGGAAACCCAGGAGAAGCCGGACCCCCAGGACACCCCACCCACCACGGGGUAA
Molecule: messenger RNA, 438 nt
Organism: Knipowitschia caucasica
Lineage: Eukaryota; Metazoa; Chordata; Actinopteri; Gobiiformes; Gobiidae
Source: the annotation of a GenBank genome assembly